Messenger RNA from Diabrotica virgifera virgifera (western corn rootworm), 3031 nucleotides. RefSeq lists its product as uncharacterized. Gene Ontology annotation, cellular component: cytoplasm. Gene Ontology annotation, molecular function: ubiquitin conjugating enzyme binding; ubiquitin protein ligase activity. The coding region runs from base 166 to 1290 and encodes 374 amino acids. Lineage: Eukaryota; Metazoa; Arthropoda; Insecta; Coleoptera; Chrysomelidae. The transcript is spliced from 3 exons. The record is from RefSeq and is a predicted model, not a curated record. Gene Ontology annotation, biological process: multicellular organism development; proteasome-mediated ubiquitin-dependent protein catabolic process.
UUUGUGGUUUUGUAAUCGGGACGCUACAGCAAAGCUAACUUCAUGCUAGUAAACUGUCAUUUCGUGGAUUUUUGGGAUUCGGCAGAAAACCGGAAAAAAAGUGAAGCGUUGUAAACCGCUUUAAUUAUCGAUUUUUAUUGUGUAUUAAACUUUUCGGUAGACACCAUGGAGCCCAUAUGUGCAGUUCCUGAUAAUGUUCUUUCAUUGCUUAAGUGCUCAUUAUGUGAGAGCUAUUUGUCUGUCCUGCCAAUAACAUUAAUUUCCGAAGAUGGAAGUCAAUACAAAUGUGGACGUUGUAGUACUGUCAAAACCAUUAUUAACACUAGAGCCCUUAUUUAUGAACAUCUCGCUAAACUUAUGACCUUUUCGUGUAACUACAGCGGAUGUGGAAAGAAGGUUCCCUUUACUGAUGUUAAGGAUCAUGAAAAAGUUUGUGACCAAAAAACUGUAGUUUGUCCAAAAGACAAGUGUAACGAAGUUGUUAAGGUAUCUAAAUUUGGAGCUCAUUUUAAAGAAAAGCAUGCUGACGCUCACCAUGUCAAUUCCUUUUUGAUUAAGAACAUCUACAUCAAUUCUAAUGUAGAUGUAUUGGAAAAAAAUGGAAAGACGUAUUUAGCUAUCUUCGAUUUUGAUGAGGUUAAUUUUGGAUUGAGUGUUUGUGCUCUUGAUCCUGCAGACAAUAUCCAGUAUGAAGUAAAACUCAGAAAUGAGAAGAGCAACUAUACCAUCAAUAUAGCUAGCCAAAAUGUUAUCGCUUUUAAUGAACGUGAACACUGUAUUAAAUGUGUAGGUGGCACAUGCAAGGCUAAAUCUCACAUGUAUCGAGAAAAUCGCAGAGAUAUUUUAAAGCGGAUGACUACUCGGAUAAACCGAGACUGCAUCAAGAGAAUGAUUGGAACUGGAAACUUGUCCUAUACCAUCAACGUUUAUGAGGAAGGUGAGAAACCCAAGGAUGACUCGAAGAUUGAGGUUAAGGAUGCCAUAAUCAGAAAAGCCAAGAAAAUCUUUUUGCAAUUGCUGGAAUGUCCGUGUUGCAAGGAGUACAUGUCUCCACCUAUCUAUCAGUGUUUGGCAGGGCACACGGUCUGCAAUGUGUGUAAACCAACCUACGAGAAAUGCCCAUCUUGUGAAGAGCUCAUCCAGAAAACCCGUAACUUCACCCUGGAGGAAUUGUCAAAGAAAGUGGAGCUGCCGGCUGAUGAUAAGAAAGUCAAAUCUGACACGAGCUUAAAGAGAGCUGCCGAAGAAAACGGCAAUGCCGAAAAUCAAGCAAAAGUUGCAAAGAAUUAAUUUUCAAUUGACCUCCAAUAGGCCAAGGUGAAAUUUUUUUUAAUUAUUUAGUGUUAUGGCUGGAAUAAAUGUUUUUGUAUUAUAUGACUACAAGAAAUGUGUACAACAUUUGGCAGAUCGUUUUAACGAAGUUAAUUAAAGAAUUCAUUUUUGGUACAAUUAAAUUAAAGAAUUCGUUUUGAUGCACACGAUUUUGGGGCUAAGUUUGUCCAUUGAAAGAUUUGCAUAUUAAGCAUGUAUUAAUGUUAAACAAGAGAUUCGGUGUUAAAAUUGAUAUUUUUUACCAAGCUGUAUUUUGGUAUUAUUUUUGCAAUUAGGGUGUGUUUACUGCAAGCUGAUCACAGAAUAAUCAGUGAUUGUAUGUCAGUUUUGAGUACAUGUUCAAUUUGCGUGUAUUUAAUUUCUAUCAAAAACUAGACUAUAAGCUACAUCCCAAAAAAAAAUUUUUUUUUACGUUUUUUCAAUAUUUGUAUGACGUGAACAAAAGUUUAAAUGUUAAUGUGAAUUUGUAUCUGACAGAGUACGAAUCAGUUAUAUGUAUAAAUGUUAUGUGGUGUUCAUGACUAUUUGGUAGUAUUCAAAAUUUUAAUAAUUUUAUUUUUGUCUGGACUGUAAACUUAUAGAACCAAUACAGUUGAACCCGCUUAUUAGAAUACCGGUUAUAGAAAUAUUCCGGCUUAAGCAAUAGAAAUUUGAGGUCCCAAAACAGUUUUACUAGCCACUAAUGAUCGGUUAUUAGAAAAUACCGGUUAUAGGAAUACUUUCGCUUGGCAUGAAGGCUAUUCCAAUAAGCGGGUUCGAUUGUAUCACUACGAAGCACCCGUAAAGUGCCUGUGAAUGACAUCUCAAAAACAUCUGCAGAAAGUAUUGGAAAUGUUUUUAUAGAUAGCGGAACAUACUACUAAUUUCAGUGUGUGAAUCAAAUGGUAUGUCAUGGCGGCGUAGGAACCAUUUGACACCGUGACAAUAUUGUUAAAUUGACAAAUGGAUGAAAACGAAAUUUUUAACGCUUGUUGUAAUGCUUUUCAUCUACUUUUCUGCUUUCUGUCCGUCAAGGUGCAAUUUUCGUAAUCAAAAUAUCCAGUUUGCUAAGAAACCCUAACUUAAUUGACAUAUUUAUCAGCUCAGGCAAAUAAAAGAUAUUAGGUAUAGUCGGUUCUCUAAACUCAUACACAACUGGCUAGUGAUUUUAGUAAGUAAUUUUGCCAAUUUUGCAAAAUUGACAAAAAAAAAUAAUUAAUAAAUAGUUGGCAAAAUUGGCAAAAAACAAACAAAUUACCAACUAAAAUCAUUAGCCCGUUGUGUCUGAGUUUAGCGAACCGACUAUAUAUGGGUAGUACCAAGGGAUUUUAAACUUGUAACAGAGAUUAUUAUCAUAACGCCUCUGUUUAACUACAAACUUUCUAGCUCAAUAAAAAAUUAUUUUUGUGAUUAUUAUAGAAUUCAAAAUAAAAGAAACUAUGAUUGGAAAUAACAGUUGAUAAGAUUAGAAAUUUUUUUAAAUAAAAACACAGCCAUUUUCAUUUGUUUUGAGUCAUUGUGUGUCCCCAUAUUUUUUACUCAAAAAAAAUUAUGUAUACCAAAUGUUUGCUAAAAAAGAGCUCAACCGACAUGAUUGAUUGUACAGUUGAAAAGUUUUGUGUGCACAUACCCAAUUUGUAUUUUUUGAUCAAGAGUUUUCUUAGUAAUUUGUAUUUAGGUUUAAUAAAAUUUCCGAAAAAUAAACAUUCUUUCUAUAUAA